Molecule: messenger RNA, 1803 nt
Organism: Zasmidium cellare ATCC 36951
Lineage: Eukaryota; Fungi; Ascomycota; Dothideomycetes; Mycosphaerellales; Mycosphaerellaceae
Exons: 2
Coding region: 1-1803 (600 amino acids)
Biological process (GO): mRNA processing; ubiquitin-dependent protein catabolic process; protein ubiquitination
Cellular component (GO): nucleus
Molecular function (GO): ubiquitin protein ligase activity; zinc ion binding; nucleic acid binding
Source: RefSeq, a predicted model, not a curated record
AUGUCUUCAUCCAUCUUCUUCCGCUUCAAGUCGCGCAAGGACGCCUUGCAGAUCAACUUCGAUGGCACCAGUCUGUCUGUCUUCGAAGUCAAGCGCGAGAUCAUGAGCAUCGCCCGCCUCGGCGACGGCAAGGACUUUGACCUGGACAUCUACACCUCUGACACCAAUGAACUCUACGACGAUGAUACGACUCAAAUCCCACGAUCAACCACCGUCAUCGCGCGGAGACUUCCUGCACAGCGUCCUGGCGCAGGACGAGCAUCUCGCUACGUCACCGGCCACAUGCCACUGCACGCUAGAAACUCGCAUCGUGUGGAGUCGAGUGCCAAGGCCGCCAACAAGGCCACUGCAUCGAAUGGAGCUAUGGGUGAUGGGGCUGCAAUGACGGAGGAGGAGAAGCUGAAAGCUGUACUCAAUGCUAGCAAUAAUCAGUUGAAAGCAGAUCUCCAGAACUCGUCUGGCAAGCCUGUGAUUCGCAACAACAAGGCUGCUGCAGUACCAGACAAACCACUUCCCCCUGGCUACAUGUGCCAUCGUUGCGGAAAGUCUGGUCAUUGGAUUCAAGCCUGUCCGACUAACAAUGACCCCAACUUCGAUGGUAAGCACAAGUUUAAGCGCACCACCGGUAUUCCCAAGUCGUUUCACGUCGCCGUCGACACGGAGCAUGCAAUCGGCGAGGACGGUCAAGUCGACCCAACCAAGCUCGGCAAGGGUGUCAUGUAUACUCAGGAUGGUGUUUGGGUUCGCGCCAAGACCGACGAAGCAACCUGGCAAAAGCUCCAGGAACAGCAAGCAGCCCAAGCAGAGAAGGCCAAGCAAGCCGCACAAGGUGAUCAGGAACUCCGUGACCGUGGACUCGAAUGCCCCAUCGAUAAGCGCCCAUUCGUCGAGCCUCACAAGACACCAUGCUGUGGCAAGACAUAUUGUCUCACAUGCAUUGAGAACUCUCUCCUCGACAACGACUUGAUCUGUCCCAACUGCGGCGAGCAAGCUCUCAUCGACAAGCUGGAGCCGGAUGAUGAAGCCACCAAGAAGCUCGCUGAAUUUGAAGAUGAGAAGAAAGCCGAGAAGAUUCGCAAAGACAAGGAGGCAUCGAAGAGCCCAGCAGCUGGCACGCCCAAGCCAGAAGACGCCAAGUCGCCAUCAGCGGCAGCGCCAGAUGUCAAGGUCGAAGGCGCCGACUCACCAGCAUCCACCACCUCCAAUUCAAAGAAGCGCCCCGCCGAAGAAGAACUUGAGAACAAGCGUCGCCCAAGCAACCCCGCCGAAAUGAAGAAGACCCCCUCCAACCAAGGCACGCCCGCGGGCCCCUCAUCCUCCAACACCCCCCAACCUCAACAAGCACAACCACCCAAGGGACCCAAGAACAUGCAAAUGCAAGACUUCGUCCAACAAAUGAACGCCAUGGCCGGCGGCAUGCCCAACGGCGCCAACGCCAACCCGAUGAUGAACGGCAUGCCACCGAUGGGACCCAUGGGCAUGAACAUGGGCAUGGGAAUGAACAUGAACAUGAUGGGCAUGAUGAACCAAAUGGGCAUGGGCAUGCCACCCAACUUCAACAACAUGAACAUGAUGAACCAGAUGGGCGGCAGCUUCCCCAUGAACGGCGGCAUGAACGGUAUGAACGGGGGAGGUAUGGGCUGGCAGGGCAAUCCCCAGCAGCAGCAGCCUCCGUGGAUGCGCAACGGCGGGAUGCAGAACCAGCAGGGUGGCGAUGGGGCGUAUUUCCGGCAGCCGGUGAAUCCGCAUCGGGCGCAGGGACGGCAGCGACGGCAGCGGAGUGUCGAUUAUAAGCAGAUGUGA